This is a messenger RNA of Durotheca rogersii, 2823 nucleotides long. RefSeq names its product heterokaryon incompatibility protein-domain-containing protein. Bases 133 to 2502 code for a protein of 789 amino acids. The record is from RefSeq and is a predicted model, not a curated record. The transcript has 2 exons. NCBI's taxonomy places the organism in Eukaryota, Fungi, Ascomycota, Sordariomycetes, Xylariales, Xylariaceae.
CCUAGAUAUUAUCGUCAGCCGCUCGUGGACCCAGGUCGCUUUGACUUCAUCUUCACGACGACUCAAUCCCAGACCUCCACGAAAGAUUUUGUACGUGAUAAUAUCCUCCGUAUAAUCUAGACAGGAAAGGAAAUGUCUACCGACGGGCACCCCGCUGAGGCGCGAUAUGUCUACUCGAAAUUGCCGUCCUCGGAUCACACUCGAGUAUUAGAGAUCUAUCCCUCGGAGGAUCCUAUAGCGGAGAUACGAUGCGCCAUCCAUACUUUUGGCCUGUAUAGCCCCGAUGCCAUCUCAUACGAGGCGAUCUCAUACACCUGGGGGGAGCAACUCUUUCUGGAAAUGAUUUGGGUCAUUGGUUCCCCCGACGGCCCCAAUCAAAUUCCCAUCACGACCAAUCUCUCAAAUGCAAUUCGUAGGUUUAGGUACCGCACCAAGCCUCGCUUUCUUUGGGCAGACGCUGUCUGUAUCAACCAGAAGGACAACGACGAGAAAGCAACACAUAUUCCGCUUAUGACGGAUAUUUACCGCGGUGCUGCUAGGGUUGUUGUUUGGCUUGGGGCAGAACAGAAAGACCAACAAAACGUUUUACGGAUCAACAAUAUGGGGAGGCUUAUCAAGUCAGAGAGACGAGCAGAAAUUUACCAGGAAGGAAAGCUACUGGAAUGCAUGACAGAUUUGCUUCGUCUGCCGUGGUUCAGCAGACGGUGGAUUAUCCAGGAAGUUGUGAUGAGUACAGAUGUUGUGCUUUUCUGUGGUUCCCAACGACUAUCAUUCCUGCGACUCGUUAUGAUGUUACAUUCUUUCCGAGACACUGCGAUAUUUUCCGUCCCAGCAGCGAGAGGCCUAUUACGGAUGUACGAGCUUUGGAAAGGGUGGGCCACUAGCGAGCCGCACAGCAGUGGGAGGGAAGUGAUUUCAGUCCUAGAUCUGUUGCAGGAUUUUGAUCACUGCGGUUGUGUUGACGGCAGGGAUCGAAUCUUCACCCUAGCCUCCUUAUCCGAGGAUGUCUACGUCCACACGACGGCGGACGUCUCCCCCAAAGCCCCACGGCAUUGUUUCGAGGUUCUAAUAGACUACGGGGUUUCUGUGGAAGAAACCUACAUAUCGACGGCCCAGAUGUUCUCUAACUCAAAGUGCACAAACUGGAUUUUAGUGAACGCCGCGAUACGCUCCCGCGGUGUUUAUGACACAGGCUUGCCAAGCUGGGUUCCAGACUGGAGAGUCCCUGCCUGUCGGCAGCCAUUAUCGAGACUCGCACCUGGUCACCACAUCGUGCCUUCGCGCGAACCGGCGGACUCCACGGACUAUAUUUCAUUACACAGGAUGAAUCUUCACAAAACUGAGAUACGGCGGCUUUCCAACACCAAAUUCCACCUACUGACUGCUGGCUUUCUCUGUAUCCAAGACUGGCGGCAACAAAUCGCUGCUAACAAUAAAAAUCCAAACCGGGGGCAAUAUUACGACGGCCCCCGUUGCCAGAUACAAUAUUCUACGUGGGCAGGCAAGUCGGAAAAGAAACCCCCGGUCCCUCGUGAUAAGAAUGGCUUAGCACCAUUGGCUGUAACCUGGAAGGGAGAAACCCUCUCUGAGUCCGGAGACAAUGUGGAUAUAAUGGCGUGGGUGCAAUCGACCUUUGAGGGGGUUUGGAAACGGGUUCGCUCGUCACAUGCAGAGUCCAGCUUCAUCUCACAAUCUAUACCUCCAGAGGGUAUUAAACUUGAACAGAACCAUGAUGAAGGCGACAUUUUCACUCCUGGAGGGAAGGUAUGGGAUGAAUGCAUAGAUAAAUUCGCCUACCUUAUCACCGGGUACGGGAAAACGUCCGACAAACUCGACUCUAUGCUAUUGAAGGCAAUUGAAGAUAUGAGAGAAAGUGCGGAUUCCCACGAAAGAUAUCGGAUAUCUAUUCACGAAGGUCGAGACAUCGAUUUAUUGAGGGAUAUAGGAUAUAGAGCCCGCUAUAAAAGCUCGAAGUAUUACCACACUGCCAGGGUGCAGGAUAUCGUUCUCGGGAAGAAGGGAAACUUACCGGAACAGGAUAAAAUAUUGAAGUUGAUUGGUCUAAGGAUGGGUGGUCGAUGUCUAUUUACUUGCGAAGUGGAUUGGAAGCCGGAGCGCGCACUUGCUGCGGAUAUAAUGGGUAUCGGAGUGCCGCAUAUGAAAACAGGGGACCGGGUCAUAUUUCCUGCCUUCGAGGGAGGUGACUUCAACUGGUGGAAAAGCACGCUCCUUGUUCGCGAGGCGAUCCUAGACGCCCAAACAUCUGCUGAAAUCUCGAAGGAUCCCGAGUUUAUCAAGGCUAGAGACCAGCAGUUCCCCCCACCAGUAUACCAGUUCGUCGGGGAGUGUUUCCUAACAGCGUCACGUUGGAUGUCGCUUGUGAGGGGCCUCGUUGACAUGAGGUGGAUUGAAGACACUCCAGGUGGUUAUUUUUUCCACGAGCAUAAUGAAGACGGCCGCAGGAAUCUGGGGAUGGUUAAAAUCGACGUUGUUCUUGUAUAGAAACCUUUUGUUAUUUCCUAGAAAGAGUGGUGUUAGGGCUAAGGAGUUGAUUGGGGCAGGUACAGGAAAACGAAGGACUACAGGGCCGAGCGAAAUCGCCACAGUUACUAAGAGCACCCUUGUGAGAAUACAGGAAUAAAGAGGUGGAGAGCAGCUCUCAAUAGUUGGUCGGGAGGUACAGCGAGAGCUGCUUCAGGACAGUUGCUGGGUGGGUUGUUGGGUUGUUAGCUGUAUACAUAAGACCUCUAUUACGUUGAGGAUUCUCUUGGGGCACCUUAUGUGUCCAAAGCGUCGAAUAAACUAUAUAUUUGAGGGUGAAAC